This is a messenger RNA of Penicillium verhagenii, 1851 nucleotides long. RefSeq names its product carotenoid oxygenase family protein. The coding region runs from base 1 to 1851 and encodes 616 amino acids. Gene Ontology annotation, molecular function: carotenoid dioxygenase activity. NCBI's taxonomy places the organism in Eukaryota, Fungi, Ascomycota, Eurotiomycetes, Eurotiales, Aspergillaceae. The record is from RefSeq and is a predicted model, not a curated record. Gene Ontology annotation, biological process: carotene catabolic process. The transcript is spliced from 2 exons.
AUGGCUUGGAAGACAAGCUCACAACGCGAAAGAAGCUUGAAGGGUAACUUUGCCCCGAUUCAGUGUCAACGUGAUCUAGAGCCAUGCACGCACUACGGGACCAUUCCCGUUGAGCUGCAUGGUGGCCAGUAUGUUCGAAACGGUGGGAACCCGAGCUUUGGAAACGACCUCACUGGCCCCGUGCAUAUGUUCGACGGCGACGGGAUGCUGGCUGGUGUUUUAUUUCGAACAACCGAGCAACCUGGCAUUAUUGAGCCGUGCUUUGUCAACAAGUACAUCUUAACCGAUAUCUAUCUUGCUACCAAGUCCAUGCCGCAUGUGCGUUCGCCGAUAUUGCCCAGUAUGGCGACCCUAGUCAAUCCAUUGACUUCUACUCUUUCAACCCUCUACCAGCUUUGCCGGUUUGUAUUUCUUGUUCUAUGGUCCCAGUUGAACGUCCAUGGGCCCCCAGUGCGCAAAGUCAGUGUCGCGAACACGGCCAUUGUCUACCAUGAUCACAGGACGCUAGCGACUUGUCAGACUGGCCCGGCGAUGAGGGUGCAGCUGCCAAAUUUGGAAACUGUCGACUGGUACGAAAGCAGUACCUCGACUGAUUAUGAGCAUACUACGCCUGGCUUCGGCGAAAUUUUAUUCGGUCGCAAUGGAUUACUGGGGAUUUUACGGGAUUGGACCACCGCGCACCCAUUUAUUGAUCGCAUAAAUGGGGAUUUGAUUUCUUUCCAGUCAUCUUUUCUGCCACCAUUUGUCUGGUAUUCUGUUAUCCCCAGCAAAGCAGAAAGGAAAUCCAAACAUGCCGGAAUACAUGCUCCCAUAUCAGGCAUAUCGAGCCCAAAACUGAUGCAUGACUUUGGCGUAUCCCUCAAACACACUGUUAUUCUGGAUCUUCCAAUGUCAUUAGACCCCAUCAACAUCCUGAGGGGAAGACCCAUAGUGCACUACGAUCAGAGCUCGCCUUCGCGAUUUGGCAUUCUCCCCCGCCGUGACCCUGCUCUGAUCCGAUGGUUUGAAACAGAAGCUUGCUUUAUUUUCCAUACUGCAAGUACGUGGGAUGAACCCUCUCCAAAACCAAAAUCUCCGGAACAUGCCGAAGUCGAAGCAGUCAACAUGGUCGCCUGUCGCUACACAGGUGCCGAUAUGCUAUAUUCUAUGGCCUCCAUUGAUACGCGUUCGUUCUCAUCCUCCAACAAAAAGCACGGAAGUGACAGCCGGCUAUACUACUAUAGAUUCUUACUGUCGGACCACACUCAAAAUCGCAUUACACACCAAUGGGCGCUAUCAGCUAUCCCCUUUGAGAUGCCAGUCGUCUCACCAUCGACAAACACGCCCAAAUACGUGUAUGGAUGCUCCUCAAAAGACAAAAUGUUUGGAUCGAGCACAGACAACCCGAUGAAGAUCAACUGCCUUGUCAAAAUGGAUAUUGGAACUUUGAUCCAGCAAGGAAUCGAGAAAAAAACAAAGGAUGUCGAUGGGUGUGUUGAUGAAAGACUCAUUAGAGAAGUAAUACAAAGUGAGGAUACCGGAGAUUGUAUCAAGGUGUUUCAAGCCCCGGACGGGUGGUGCGCCCAGGAACCGUGUUUUGUUCCUCGAAAUCAAGCUCGCUCUGAAGACGAUGGAUAUAUUUUGACGCUCAUGUUUGAUGAAGGUCAGUUGGAUAAGAGUGGAAGAGCUCCGGAAGAUUCUAGGAGUGAAUUGUGGAUCCUUGACGCACUUGAUAUGAGGAGUGUCGUGGCCAGAAUCUUUCUUCCGCAGAGGGUGCCGUAUGGGUUCCAUGGCAAAUGGUUCACGCAUGAGCAGAUAAAGAUGCAAAGACCGUAUAAAUCUCUGCGCAAACACCAGUGGCAUAAUCUAUAA